CGUCCGCCUGCCUGCCCGUCCAAGUAGAAAUGCUGGCAAAACACCCCCUCCUCAUCUUGUUGAAAAAAAAAUGGCGGACAAGCGGUAAAUCUACGUUUGAAAUACAUUUCUACCUUACAAAGCAAGCUUUGAAAACAAGGAGCGGGGUCGCUUUAAUUCGGACGCCAUCCCCCUUGGCGGAGGAAAAAGGCGCAUUUCUAUUGAAAGGGGAAGAGAGAGGCUGUCCAACGGUUAUGAAGUUUUAAGAGGAGAACACUGGUGUGUUAGCUGGUCUAUAUUGUUGGAGCAUGAGGAAACCUGUGCCACAAAAAGCUCUAGAAUGGAAAGACGCCCGAAUUAUCAAGCAUGCUCGGAGUGGACGGCCCUCCCGGGUGCCCUCACAGUACCAAGCAGGGCACUUCAGCUGGGAGAAAUACUUGAAAGAAACCGGGGCUACUGCCGCUCCUUCUUCAUGUUUCAAACAGAGUCCGACUCCUCCACUUAACGAGUUCAAGGUGGGGAUGAAGCUGGAGGCCCAGGACCCCAGGAACACCACGUCCACCUGCAUCGCCACAGUGGUCGGCCUGACGGGCUCGCGACUGCGACUGCGCCUCGACGGGUCAGACAAUAAGAACGACUUUUGGCGCCUGGUGGAUUCCUCGGAGAUCCAGCCGAUUGGCAGCUGUGAAAAAAGCGGAGGCAUGCUCCAGCCCCCGCUAGGUUUCCGUCUCAAUGCGUCUUCCUGGCCCAUGUUUCUGCUGAAGACGUUAAAUGGGGCUGAAAUGGCUCCCUCUCGCAUUUUUCACAAGCAGGAGCCUCCCGCUCCAGAGCAAAACUCUUUCCAGGUGGGAAUGAAGCUGGAGGCGGUGGAUCGGAAAAAUCCACACUUUAUCUGCCCGGCGACGGUCGGCGCAUUGCGUGGAGUUGAGGUGCUGGUCACCUUUGACGGAUGGCGUGGAGCCUUUGAUUACUACUGCCGCUAUGACUCGCGGGACAUAUUCCCAGUCGGCUGGUGUUCCCUCACUGGAGACAACCUUCAACCGCCUGGCACCAAAGCUGUGCUGCCAAAGAGCCUUGGGACACCGACAGAAGGUAGUGUGGAAACCCCAGCAAUGAAUCCCACCCCGACGGUGGGCAGACCUCCAGGUCAGAGAGGUCGGAAGCCCGGCCGCAGGAAAACAAAAAUCACGGGACCCUGGAGCCAAAAGCCUUCUACGUUGGUAUCGCAGAGCGUCCAGCCAGGAAAGGAUUUGGAGCCCAUCAAGAUCCCCAAGAAACGAGGUCCUAAGCCAGGCAGCAAGCUGGGAUGGGGAAAGAGAGAUGGCUGGUUUGAGGACUCUCUGACCGGUCCAGGACGGCCAGCAGCUGGACCAGGGAGAACCAGAGGCAGACUGCUUGCUAGUUGGGCUCAGAGGAUUGCUCUACAACAGGCCCAGGCCCAAGCCCAGGCAGAACCAGAAGCAGAACCAAUCAAGAUCCCAAAGAAACGAGGGCCCAAACCUGGCAGCAAGAGAAAACCACGAGUUCUACCUAAUCUGGUCCCAACGUCUCCCACCAGCAGCACUCCAGAGCCGGACACCAGUACUGUACCCCAAGACAACGCAACUAUUCCCAACUCUGCACUUCAGGCUCCCACUGUUUGUGUUUAUCUAAAUAAGUACGGUAAGGUGGGACCUCACCUGGACCAGCGGCGCAUCCAGCAGCUGCCAGACCAUUUUGGCCCGGGCCGAGCCUCCUCGGUGCUGCAGCAGUGCGUCCAGGCCUGCGUGGACUCUGCUCACAACCAGGCUACAGUCUUCUCCUGCCUCAAGUCGGGACAAGGGGGCGAGGUCAUUUCAGCCUUCUUUGACCAGCAGCAGCACACUCUGACCCUCCCGACGGUCAGCAGUGUCACAUACGUCCUCCGUUUCUUGGAAAAACUCUGUCACAACCUUCACUGCGAUGCUCUGUUCGGCAGCCAGCCUGUGGCCAGAGGAAGUGUUCACUACGACAGCCACUCGUACUCUGCAGAGAGGAGAGGUUUUGGAGACACCCUGACCGCGGGCCCAGGCAAAGGCACAAAGCGCUUCCAACAGGACUUCAACGGUCCGCUAACUUCCAAACUAGCUAAACUCCCCAGGCACUCCACUGACGGCAGUUUUCGGGAGAGCCCCAGACCCAGCGGUCAGGACCCAAAUCUGUGGACUGUCGAGGAAGUCAUGCAGUACAUUCGAGACAUUGACCCAGUUCUGGCUCCUCACGCCAAUCUCUUCAGAAAACACGAGAUUGAUGGCAAAGCCCUUCUGUUGCUGCGCAGCGACGUAAUGAUGAAAUACAUGGGUCUGAAGCUUGGGCCCGCUCUCAAACUAACCUUCCACAUCGACAAGCUUAAACGAGCUUAAAGAGGCUGAAAUCAGCCGCAGCCUCCAAAAGGGCUUCCCUCUUACCCCGUCUCCCUUUUCUAGUGUCGGGAUACCAUGCACUUCAUAAAGGAUAUAUACUGAUGUAGCAAUUUUUAAUCUGACCACCGUAUGUCUGGUCUUCAUGUUCUUCUUUUUCCUCAUCUAAUGAGGAAUGUUUUUGUGCAGCACAAUCCAGCUCACAGGCAGCACGGUUAUGUACAGUCAUUAGGUAAAAAUAUCCUUUUCUGCCAGUAUAGUCGAAGAAAAUCAAAGUCCAGCCCUUGAUUCAGUAGUUUAUGGAACCACAGUUGGAAUUAUGUGGUUUUGCUGAUAUGCUGUUUUUAAAUUUUCAACCUGUUUGAUCAUGUUGCUGUGCAUGAUGGCCAAAUGCCCCCAGUUUGGACACAUCUCUGCAAAGUUGUUUUGUUUCAAAUUUUAUGCUGCAAUUUUCCUCUUUAGACAUAAGUUUUCUUCUGGCAACUAUUAUGUAUUUAUUCAGUUAUAUUUUAACAUUAAUAAUUCAUGUGUGACUUAAGGUCUCAGUGUAAAAGGCUGGGUUUCAGAUUGUUUUCAAAAAACCUAUCAUCCUUUAUGAGAUUGAUGAACGGCCACAUCAGUUUCUAUGAAGUUAUUGCCUUUUUUUCCCCAGCUUUAGAUAUUUUAUCUUCACUGGUUAUGAUUAAAUCAUAAAGUACGUUUCAUUUUUCAGCUUUCCCUCUUAAAACCUUUGGAAGCAGGGAAGGUGUUCUCAAUUUUGCAGUUGUCUGUAUUGAUAGUCAAGGAAACUCACUCAAUGUUUAAUCAUUUCAGUGUAACUAGAAUUUUUUUUUUAAAGUUUAAGGGUUUUUCAGCCUGUUUCCACAGUGUUACACUUAACCUGUACAUUUUCAUAUUUUGUACUUCUAUAAUGUAUUUUUCAAUAUUAAUUGUUGGGUUAUUUGAAAAAGUCAGAAACCCCUAAAUCAAGAGUAGAAAACACUACAGGCAUCCCAAUAAUUGGGAAUUUUGCUAUUAGUCUCAGUUUGAGGCACAAUUUUUGCAUUUACAAGAUUAAUCAUUAAUCAAAAAAUCAUUUUAUGAAAGGAGAAUGAUUAACUUUUAUUCCAGAUUUGCAGUUUUAUUCUCUUUUCUACAUGUUGUUUACAAUGCUGUUAUUUGUACUUUUCUAAUUUUUAUACUUCGUUAGCGCUCCUACGGGACGAGACGCGUCAUACUUAGCAUGUUAAUAAAUUUAUAAUUCCAUUUGUCUUCUGUUUGAGCUGCAGAGCUGCAAUGUCAACACGGUAUGUAGUUGUCUGUUUAUACUCUUGUGUUGAGUUUGUCACAAAAAUGUUGAGUUAUUUAAAUUAAAGUAUAUGCUCACAUUGA
Molecule: messenger RNA, 3728 nt
Organism: Poecilia latipinna (sailfin molly)
Lineage: Eukaryota; Metazoa; Chordata; Actinopteri; Cyprinodontiformes; Poeciliidae
Product: polycomb protein SCMH1
Exons: 16
Coding region: 288-2360 (690 amino acids)
Biological process (GO): negative regulation of DNA-templated transcription
Cellular component (GO): nucleus
Molecular function (GO): histone binding; chromatin binding
Source: RefSeq, a predicted model, not a curated record